AUAUCUUCCCCUUUUAAAAUGAGUAUAUCCUUUAUUGAAGUAAAGGAACUCAGUACCUAUCGGCUCUUCGCAUCGCUCCGCACAUGCUGAAAGGCCGAGGCUCGGGUCUUGGCAAAGAUUUACGGGGCCGCGAACCUGAAGAUCAACUUUCGCAUUCACCUCCACCCUCCACCUCCUACCUCACCUUUCAAGAAGCUUAAGUCAAAAGGCUCAAUCAAUCUCUCAAUAUCUCGAUCGCGGUCUUCUUUGACACACAUACCGCUCUCCCAUCCAAUACUCUCACAACCAUCCAAAAUCAAUCCACCAACCCAUAAUGGCAAACAAAGAGUUCAUCAUCAAACACAUGAAUGCCGACCACGGCGACUCCCUCCAACUCUACCUACAAGCCUACAACGGAAUUAGCGCCCGCGAAUCCCAAGGCGCCACCCUCGAAGAGCUCACCCUCUCAAACCUCAUCCUCAAAGCCAACGGCACACGCUACAACGUCCCCCUCCAACCCCCAAUGAAAGACUACACCGAAGCCCGCGGCCGCCUCGUCGCCCUACACAAAGAAAGCCUCACUAAACUCGGCCGCUCCGACGUAACCCUCACCGAAUACCGUGCCCCGCGCGGCUUCCAAGCCGUUAUCUUCGGCCUGGUGUUGUUCACUUAUGCCACCUGCUGGCAGCGUAGCAAUCUCCUACCGGGCGCAUUUGUCUUCGAGAAUAUGGGAUUCAAGUUUGUUCCAGACUUUGCCCAUUUCAUUUAUAGGAUCUGGCCGGUAUUUUUCCCGUCCGUGGUUGCAAUUCACGUCCUGGAGAGUGUCGCGAUGGCCGUGUUGCGGCUGAAGCCGAUGGGUGUGCCCGUUGGUUCGGGGUUGUGGUUUACUUGGAUGGGUUCGUGCUUUAUUGAGGGAUUCGGGGCAUUUGCACGUAUUCGGGAUAUCGUUAAGGAGGAGAGGGCGAAGAAGGGCGGGAAGAGGGAAUGAGGUGGUGGGGUGGAGGUGUGAUGGUGUCAGGAUAUGGAACGUAUCAAAGAUGGUGCAGAACUUCCGGACAUGAUCAUUUGAUUUGUUGAUAUUGGUGUAUGGAAUUCCUCUUCCCGAUAUGUCUGUCAAGUAGGAUGUAUCGCUAGCGAGAACCCAGCUUAUUUUCAAAGCACCGAGAGGUGUUCGGAGAGAGUAAAUUCUAGCAAUGAAGAAGUUGACAGACUAGUAGUACUGUAGAUGC
Penicillium brasilianum is the source of this 1208-nucleotide messenger RNA. NCBI's taxonomy places the organism in Eukaryota, Fungi, Ascomycota, Eurotiomycetes, Eurotiales, Aspergillaceae. The record is from the annotation of a GenBank genome assembly.